CAGUGGGAGUUCGGCUGUCCAUUUUGGCUAACUCGGUUGUUUUAUUUACAUUGCGAUACGUCUAGCUAUCUUGUCUCGGUGAUUGUUACCGGUGACGAGAGUAACUUAAUUCUGAGUGUGUGAUGUAUAUGAGUGAUCUAGUCGUUGUUUAGCGGUCUUAUUAAAUACAGUUUCCUGGCCCUGGCUUGAAUUAGCCGGGACCGGGGCUCGCGCACGAAACUAGCCUGCUAGCUACAAAACUGAUCAGUGUUACAGGUUUCCAUAUUCAGUUUAUUUAAAAAAUAUAUAUAUAUAUAUAUAUAUAAAAUAUAGAAUACAAGAGUACGAUUUGGGGUGUCAGCUAUGGCGGUUGUAAACGAAGGAGCGCUUAAAAAGAUGCUUAAGCAAUACAAAUAUCGUGACCUGACAGUUCGUGAGAUCACAAAUGUUAUCCUGCAAUACAAAGACCUUAAACCGCUGAUGGAUGCUUAUGUUUUCAAUGAUGGAUCAACAAGGGAGCUAAUGAGUUUAACUGGGACAGUGCCGGUGAGCUACAGAGGAAACGUAUACAAUAUUCCUGUGUGUCUAUGGCUGUUGGACACAUACCCCUACAACCCGCCCAUUUGUUUCGUAAAACCAACGAGCGCGAUGAUGAUCAAGACCGGGAAACAUAUCGAUGCAAACGGCAAGAUCUACCUGCCAUAUCUUCACGAAUGGAAGCAUCCUCAGUCUGACCUAUACGGCCUGAUCCAAGUGAUGAUUGUUGUUUUUGGAGAAGAGCCUCCAGUGUUCUCUCGGCCUACGACUCAGCCCGCCUACCAGGCUUUCCAGGCCGCAGGACCUCCAAAUCAGGCAUAUAUGUCUGGCAUGCCUGCUGUAUCAGCCUAUGGGCCAAACCCUAAUCCAUGUGGCUACCCAGGAUAUUCUUACCCUGGAGGGAGCGCGUAUCCUGCCACGGGGGGUCCUGCUCACUACCAGUCCCAACCGCAAGUCACCACUGUGGGUCCGAGUCGAGAUGCCACCAUUGGGGAGGACACUAUCCGUGCCUCUCUCAUCUCGGCAGUGAGUGAUAAACUGCGCUGGAGGAUGAAGGAGGAGAUGGAUCGGGCUCAGGCAGAGCUGGACGCACUUAAGCGCACUGAAGAGGAUCUGAAGAAGGGCCAUCAGAAGCUGGAGGAGAUGGUGUCCAGGCUCGACCAGGAAGUGACUGAGGUGGACAGGAAUAUUGAGCUCUUAAAGAAGAAAGAUGAAGAACUGACAGAGGCUCUGGAGAAAAUGGAGAAUCAGUCAGAGAACAAUGAUAUUGAUGAUAUCAUUGUUCCCACAGCGCCACUCUACAAGCAGAUCCUGAACCUGUACGCGGAGGAGAACGCCAUCGAAGACACCAUCUUCUACCUCGGAGAGGCUCUGCGCCGAGGCGUCAUUGAUCUGGAGGUCUUUCUCAAGCAUGUCCGCCUGCUCUCCAGGAAACAGUUCCAGCUGCGAGCGCUUAUGCAGAAGGCUCGGAAGACUGCUGGACUCAGUGACCUCUACUGACCCCACUGCCAUCUGAACUCCAUUUCUUUCUGUCUGUAUUCUGUUUCUUAAACAUUUGUGUAACCCCCACCCCAAAUUACAAGACACUGGAUAAUCUCCGUUAUACCACCAUGCUGUUGAACCUUCAAAUUUGAUUGGUCAGUGGGUGUUGACCAGGGUGUUGACCAGCAGCUCUGACAGUAGCACCAGCCCCAAGGCAAAUCACAGGUUUCUACUAAUGCGCUCAUUUUAAGCUUAUCAUUUCAAAAGUAACUGCAUGUUCACAGGGACUUGUAUGGCAGAUGCUCCAUAUAAUGCUCCACAUAAUAAACCUCUAAUAAUAAAACAGAUUCAAAAACACGUUGUUAGCUAACAUAAUUGUUGAUACGACGCAGUUUUCUGUAAAGAGAUGUUAUUUACUAUUUAUGGAAGGAGUCACGAAUGUCGGCGCGUUGUAAAAGUCAGUAAGUUCUCAAUCACCGGAGAAUCUACAGGACAGAGGACUUUUUACUUUCUCGUUCAAGAGAUAAUGAGGUACCGACCGUUUAUAGCCGCUAGAAUGCAAGUUUGAACAAGAAAUUGUUACAUUAACUGUAAAUAUACAGUAUACAGAUAAAAAAGAUGACUUUUUAAAAAAUUAACGUAAUUGUUGGCAAAUUGCUGUUGUCUAAGAGGAAUAAAACACUUUCUUGCAACAUACCGUUAUAGGAAAAUAAUCAGCUCCAGCUUCGUGUCAGGCCACAUCACACCAUCCUGUAAGUGAUUAUUUUCCUACAACAUAGCCUAUUGUUUUAUUCCUUACUUAAUAAUCAGAUUAAAUUCAGUAAUUAGGGCAGAUACACAAUAACUGUUUAAUAGACUGGAGACAAGAUUACAGGUGGGGAUUUCUUUCUUCAUGCAUAGAGAAAAAAAACGAAGUUAUGCACACCUUUCAGUGUCUUUUGACUUCAUUUUAUCUCUAUUUCCGUUCUGCCUUCUUGGUACUAACGUUUUUAAGCUUUAUGUAGCUUACGAUAGGUCCUUUUUAUAGCAAAAUCUGAUGGCUCUGACGAUGGGUUUAGUUUUUCACCAACACUCCAACAUGUAGCCCAGUCAGUUGCUGCUGCUCUCCUCCACACUCCUUUUAUUUUCAUUCUGAGCCAAACACGAUCACCUUUCGGGAAGGACAGGAAGAACUUUGUAACGUUUAGAUCGUUUUACUCCUGUGCUUCUGACCAAAGCCUGACGUGUUCUGGUUCAGUCGUGGUGGUGACAACCAUCACUCAUGUAACUGUUUCAAAUUCGACAUUUCAAUUGUUAAGUGGUACCUUUUACUGUCCAAUUUGUGAUUGUGUGUGUGAGACUGUAUAGUGUGAAAGUAUUAGCUUUGGGACGAGAGCUAAUUUUGUAAUCCUUUAAAUAGGUCCCAAAGGAAUUAAUAAGAAAAUGUUGGCAGCAGUUUUAAAAAUCACAUAGGUUUAUCAUGUUUAUUUAUAUGUAUUUUGUUUGCAUACUAGAUUUUCUUAAUAGGAAAGGGGAUUUUCUUUCUCACAUGUGUCAGUGUUUCUUUUUUGUUUUCAGAUCUGUAGUCUUUAAUAUUAACAGCUCAAUAAAAGAAGGAUGAUCUGGA
Messenger RNA from Ictalurus furcatus (blue catfish), 3103 nucleotides. Its product is annotated as tumor susceptibility gene 101 protein-like. The transcript is spliced from 10 exons. NCBI's taxonomy places the organism in Eukaryota, Metazoa, Chordata, Actinopteri, Siluriformes, Ictaluridae. The record is from RefSeq and is a predicted model, not a curated record. Bases 343 to 1515 code for a protein of 390 amino acids. Gene Ontology annotation, biological process: endosome to lysosome transport; protein transport; protein modification process. Gene Ontology annotation, molecular function: ubiquitin binding. Gene Ontology annotation, cellular component: ESCRT I complex.